AUGAACAAAAAGGCUAAAAUAUCUAACAAUUUUUCUGAUAUCGGAUUUAUAAAGAUAUUAUUUUUUUUAGCAAUUCUCAAUUUGUGCUCUUCAUUUGAAAUUAUUAUUGCUCAAAAUGAUAGAGAUGAGCUUAAUCAAAUUUGGAUUGAAGACACAAAAAAGCAAUUUGAGCCAGCUAUCGAAUGGUAUCAAUGCAACUACUUGAUAAUUUCAGAGUGUGUUAACUCACAUCCAAAUGCCAUAAUCGUUCUUGAUUUAUCAAACAGCUUUGAGACACAACUGAGCCUUUCUCAAUUAUGUAAAGAAAAUAAUAAAAUUCAUUUGGUUCCUCAGAAGAAUCAAGAGUCUCUUUACGACGACGAAUGGACAUAUAAUAUCCUUCCAUCAAACAUAGCCCAAGCUGAUGCAUAUUUUGCGGCUUUAGCUUACUUUAAUUGAACUCAAGGGCUUUUAAUCACUGAUAGAGAUCAUACAUAUAUCAAGCAGAAAUUUCUAGACUAUUCGGAGACUUUUGAUUAUAUAACUAUAGGAACAUCGGCAAGCCUUGAAAAGGUCGUAAGCAGAGUUAUCAAGCCUUUAGGAGCAACAUUGUAUUACAUUUUUGCAAAUUCUGUUCUCUCAUCAAAAAUUCAAGAGACAUUGAAAUCCAGAAAACUCCUAUCAAGAGGAGAUGGAAUAUUGCUAAGCAAAAAUUCUCAUGUGAAAUUAAAAAAAUACUAG
Blepharisma stoltei is the source of this 720-nucleotide messenger RNA. The record is from the annotation of a GenBank genome assembly. Lineage: Eukaryota; Ciliophora; Heterotrichea; Heterotrichida; Blepharismidae.